AUGUCUGACAGUCUCCGCAAAGGUGUUGGCGAGCAAGUCUCCGAGAAGGUCACUCCCGACUCCCAAAAAUCCACCACCACCAAGAUCGGAGAGAACAUCUCCGGAGGUGCUGACAAGGCUGCUGGUGCCGUUCAACCUUCCGACUCCAAGUCCACCACCCAAGAACUCUCUGACAAGACCCGCUCUGGAACAGACGAUGCCCAAAGCCAAGGAAAGGGUAUUCUCGGUUCCGUCUCAGACACUGCCGGCGACGCUGCCAACACUGUCUCUGACACCCUCUCCAACACUGCCUCUUCCCUCACUGGCAACAAAUAA
Messenger RNA from Botrytis porri, 315 nucleotides. RefSeq lists its product as uncharacterized. Bases 1 to 315 code for a protein of 104 amino acids. The record is from RefSeq and is a predicted model, not a curated record. NCBI's taxonomy places the organism in Eukaryota, Fungi, Ascomycota, Leotiomycetes, Helotiales, Sclerotiniaceae. The transcript is spliced from 3 exons.